Molecule: messenger RNA, 990 nt
Organism: Priceomyces carsonii
Lineage: Eukaryota; Fungi; Ascomycota; Pichiomycetes; Serinales; Debaryomycetaceae
Product: ribonuclease
Exons: 1
Coding region: 1-990 (329 amino acids)
Biological process (GO): apoptotic DNA fragmentation
Cellular component (GO): mitochondrial inner membrane; nucleus
Molecular function (GO): nucleic acid binding; metal ion binding; single-stranded DNA endonuclease activity
Source: RefSeq, a predicted model, not a curated record
AUGAUGGGAAAACAAGUGAAUAACAGAUUAUGGGUGACGGCAAUUGGAUUAGCCAGUGGUGUUGGUAUAGUAUCAUUCAUUUUGGGUCGUAAAACUGGUGCGCAAAAAAAUGCAGGAUAUGUUCCUCCUUCAGUUCAAACAUCUGUAGAUCUUCCACGAGAUAAAAAAGGUAACCAACCAGCUUUUCCUUACGUCAAACCUAUAGAUUUCUACCAGUACGGAUUCCCAGGUCCAGUGCAUGAUAUCAGAAAUGGAGCAGAAUUUAUUAGCUGCUACAAUAGGCAAACUCGUAAUCCAUCAUGGGUCGUUGAGCAUAUAACUAGAGAUUCCAUUAAGUCGUCAAAGGGAGUUGAUAGAAGAAAUUCUGUAUUUAAGGAGGAUGAGGCUAUUCCCGAAAGUUUCAGAAAUAAGUUGAAAGACUUUUUUAGGAGUGGAUAUGAUAGGGGCCAUAAUGCACCUGCUGCUGAUGCAAAGUUUUCGCAGACAGCAAUGGAUGAAACAUUUUACUUGACCAAUAUGUCUCCACAAGUUGGCGAAGGCUUCAAUAGAGAUUAUUGGGCACAUUUUGAAGAUUUUGCAAGAAGGCUCACCAAUAAAUACGACAGCGUGAGAAUCGUAACGGGACCAUUAUUUUUGCCAAAGAAAGACAUAGAUGGAAAAUUCAGAGUUUCUUACGAAGUGAUUGGAAAUCCGCCAAAUGUUGCGGUACCAACGCAUUUCUUCAAAUUAAUUGUUGGAGAAAUGACCGGCCAAAGCUCUGUGGCAGUUGGUGCUUUUGUUUUACCGAAUGCAACUAUCCCCAAUAGCGCACCUUUAACUUCUUUCCAGGUACCAGUCGAGGCAUUAGAAAGAAGUAGUGGGUUAGAGCUAUUGAGGAGGCUUCCAGAUUCGUACAAGAAAGACUUGUGCAAAGAAACCACUUGCUCAAUUAUUGUGAGAGACUUCUCCAGGGCCACAAAGCCUGUAUUUUCUUUACCAGGAAAGAAGUAA